Molecule: messenger RNA, 1483 nt
Organism: Carassius gibelio (silver crucian carp)
Lineage: Eukaryota; Metazoa; Chordata; Actinopteri; Cypriniformes; Cyprinidae
Product: B-cell receptor CD22-like
Exons: 10
Coding region: 1-1464 (487 amino acids)
Biological process (GO): cell surface receptor signaling pathway
Molecular function (GO): transmembrane signaling receptor activity
Source: RefSeq, a predicted model, not a curated record
AUGGAGCUCAGUCCACUUCCUCUUCUGCUCUUGCUGAUUUCAAACAUCUUCUCUCAACAUACUGAAAAAAACCCAAAAGCCACAGUAAGCAUCAAACCUGCUCAACAUGUGUUCAGAGGAGAGACAGUCACUCUCAGAUGUGAUGUAUAUAGUGAAGGAGUCAAUAGCUGGGAGUACAGAUGGUAUAAAGACAGUUCAACCAGUGUUUUCAGUGAACUACAGGAACACACAUUCAGUCCUGUUAAUGAGUCAGAUGCAGGUAAAUACUCCUGUUAUGGAUUAGAGAGAGAAGGAUCGCGUACAUCUCGCCUCAGUGAUGAAGUUACACUGACAGAAUCAGCUUCAGUUCCCAGAGCAGAGUUAGGUGUUUCUCCACAAAUGUGGUUGACUGAAGGAGAUUCAGUGACUCUGAUCUGUCAGGUUAAUGGUUCCUCUACAGGCUGGACAUUCAGCUGGUUCACUCAAACUGUCUCAUCAGACAACAGAAAGCAUUUAAAGCGGCUCUCAGACAGCAGCAGAGGAGCUGGAGGACACUACACUGUCAGUUCUGCUGAUCUAAAACACACAGGAGUUUAUGUGUGUGGAGCACAGAGAGGAAAACCAGCCUAUAACUCAGACACCAGCAACACACAGCUACUGUGGGUCACUGGUGUUUCUCCUCCAGUAUCUCUGAUCGUCAGUCCCAGCAGAACUCAACACUUCACAGAUCACUCUCUCUCUCUGAGCUGUGAGGAGCAGAGUAAGUCUACUGGAUGGAGAAUAAGAAGAUACACAUAUGAUCUGGGACAGCUAGAAAGUUGUUCAUCAGUUUGGGGAUCACAAACAGGAUCUACAUGUUCAAUCAGAUCCACCAGCACAGGUGACACUGGAGUGUACUGGUGUGAGUCUGAAUCUGGAGUGAAAACUCAUCCUGUUAAUAUCACUGUACACUAUGAUGUGAUUCUGGAGAGUCCUGUUCAUCCUUUGACUGAAGGAGAGAAUCUAACUCUACACUGUUUAUAUAAUUAUUUAACCCCACUAAACCUCAGAGCUGAUUUCUAUAAAGAUGGGACAGUCAUCCAGAGUCAAACUACAGAGAUGAUCAUCUCUAAUGUCUCAAAGUCAGACGAGGGUUUCUACUCCUGCAAACACAGAGAGAGAGUAGAGUCACCCGAGAGCUGGAUCUCAGUCACAGCUUCCUCCAGAACAUCAGGAUCUGAUGAUCUCAAUCCUGUGAUAGUUGGAGUGACUGCUGGACUCACAUUUUUGAUCAUUGUCGUCUUGGUCCUGCUGUGGCGCUACAGAAACAACACAGGUGGAAGAUCUCAGUCUCCCUCUCGUGUCAGUCUACAGAAGAACAGCAGGCAGACAUCAGAGCAGAACCAGAGUGAAGCAGUAUAUACAGCACUUACGUCUGGAACUGCUCAUAUUUAUGACUCUCUUGAUGCCACGAUUAAUAAAGAUUUAAGCACAGGUAACUUAUGACGUUACAGAAGGUAAUUAU